AUGUCAGAACCAAAUAAACAAAUCCAUCAUCCACCAACUAAAGAAUGCCUUAGCAGGCUAAAAAAAGAAUUUUUAGAAAUAUCAAAGAACCCAAUCGAUAAUAUAUUAGUUUGUCCACAUAAAGAAAAUAUUUUGGAAUGGCACUAUGUAUUAUUGGGUAGCAUUAAUACACCAUACGAGGGUGGAGUGUUUUAUGGUCAACUUAUUUUUAACUAUGACUUUCCUUUAUCACCACCAUCAAUUAUAAUGACAACACCAAGCGGCAGAUUUGAAACCAAUAAAAGAAUAUGUUUAUCAAACUCUGACUAUCACAAAGAGAGUUGGUUACCCUCUUGGACAGUUGGAGGUAUUUUGAUAGGUUUAUUAUCAUUUAUGAACGAAAACGAACCAACUGCAGGUAGCAUAUUAACAACCAAUGAUGAAAAAAGAUUAUUGGCCUCUAAAAGUAUGGAAUUUAACAAGAAAAAUAAAACAUUCUGUGAUUUGUUCCCAUAUCUCAUAGAGUAG
Dictyostelium purpureum is the source of this 507-nucleotide messenger RNA. RefSeq lists its product as uncharacterized. Bases 1 to 507 code for a protein of 168 amino acids. The transcript has 3 exons. The record is from RefSeq and is a predicted model, not a curated record. NCBI's taxonomy places the organism in Eukaryota, Evosea, Eumycetozoa, Dictyosteliales, Dictyosteliaceae.